AUCAAUUUUCAUCUGCCAUGAAUAGGUUCCCUUUUCUCAUCUCAAACAAACCCCAACGAGCAAAAUAAUGCUCAAGAAGUAGAAGAUUACGAACUUCUGAGAGACAUAAUUAUGGACCAGAUGUUUGAUAUAUACAUGGAACAAGUUAAGGCUUCGGGCGGUUUUGAUGUCGACAGUAUUUCUGAUUCGGACCUUGUCGGCGAAAUCGCCCCUCUUUUACUUGUGGGAGAAGAGCCAGACGAUGAUAUAAAACUUAUGUUUGAUAUUGCAAUUGCACAACACAAUAUGGAAGAAUGUUCUAAUCUUCAACUGGUUAAAAUUGUUAAAGCUAAUUUUGCAUUUGUCUCCGGCGUAAUGUUUUAUAUCACUUUAGACGCGAAGGGUGAUGAGCAAAAAAUUGGUACGUAUCAAGCUCAAGUGUUUGAUGGAAUUACAGAGCGAAAACUUAUGUUGUUUAGACCAUUGAGUAGUAGUAGCAAUAAUAUUUCCGAUGAAGCUGGUGAUGGAUAAUGUAUUUAUUAUUUAUAAUCGGGUUUUCUAUGAAAAUAUAUACUCGGUU
Messenger RNA from Mercurialis annua (annual mercury), 559 nucleotides. RefSeq lists its product as uncharacterized. The transcript has a single exon. The record is from RefSeq and is a predicted model, not a curated record. The coding region runs from base 112 to 510 and encodes 132 amino acids. Gene Ontology annotation, molecular function: cysteine-type endopeptidase inhibitor activity. NCBI's taxonomy places the organism in Eukaryota, Viridiplantae, Streptophyta, Magnoliopsida, Malpighiales, Euphorbiaceae.